Molecule: messenger RNA, 1829 nt
Organism: Asparagus officinalis (garden asparagus)
Lineage: Eukaryota; Viridiplantae; Streptophyta; Magnoliopsida; Asparagales; Asparagaceae
Product: protein NRT1/ PTR FAMILY 4.3-like
Biological process (GO): transmembrane transport
Cellular component (GO): membrane
Molecular function (GO): transmembrane transporter activity
Source: RefSeq, a predicted model, not a curated record
AUGGCUUCAGCGAUUGGUCUGUACACCCGAUCAUAUCCAGAUGCCCCAUGUGUGGCCGAGAGGGCUAGAGAGGAUGAUACUAUGGAGGCUGCUGAAAAGGGCUUGAAAAUUUUCCACCCGAGGAAAGGUGGCUAUAGAGCUGCCAUGUUCAUAUUUGUCAUGACGGGGCUCGAGAACAUUGGAUUUAUAGCAAACAUGGUGAGCUUGGUGUUAUACUUCCUUGGAGUAAUGCAUUUUGGUUCAGCUGAUGCAUCGACUACUCUCACAAAUUUCAUUGGAGCAACUUUCUUGCUUACAAUCCUCGGGGGUUUCAUUUCAGACACAUACAUGACCAGGCUCAACACAGUUCUCAUGUUUGGGCUCGUCGAGAUGGUGGGCUAUAUUCUUGUAACAAUUCAAGCUCAUUACAAGAAUCUGCACCCUGACCCAACUUGCUUAACCUGCAAGCCUGAGGGCAGCAGCAAGACGCUAUUCUACCUCUCAUUCUGUCUCCUAGCAUUAGGCUAUGGAGGAGUGAGAGGAGCUCUACCUGCACUCGGAGCUGAUCAAUUCGACAGGAAAGAUCCUAAAGAAAGGAAACAACUCGGCAGCUUCUUCAACUGGUUGUUGAUGAGUAUAACUCUCGGUGCAACUUUCGGCGUCACUGUAAUUGUGUGGGUUAGCUCAGAAAAGAGCACUUGGGCAGUAGGUUUCUUCAGUCAAAUGCUUAUCGCGAUUGUGGGUUUUGGAUUCCUCACCGUUGGGAAACCCUUUUAUCGUAAUAGAGUUGCAGGCGACAGUCCCUUGCUUUACGUUCUUCAGGUAAUUGUGGUGGCAAUUCGGAACAGAAAAUUGUCACUGCCUGAUAGCUCGGAACAACUGUAUGAGAUUAAUGAUAAAGAAGUUGUUGAGGAGAAAAUACCACAUACAGACCAAUUCAGAUUCUUGGACAAAGCUGCAGUCCUAGCUCCAGACACAAGCCCAGAGCCGUGGAAAGUCUGCACAGUCACCCAAGUAGAAGAAAUCAAAAUCCUAACAAGAAUGCUUCCCAUCCUAGCCAGCACAAUCCUAAUGAAUACCUGCCUAGCCCAACUCCAGACCUUCUCAGUCCAACAAGGCAUAUUCAUGGACCUCUCCCUCGGCCGCUUCGACAUCCCUCCCGCCUCCAUCCCCGUCAUCCCCCUCGUCUUCAUGUCUGUUCUUGUCCCUGUCUACGAGUUCGCCUUCGUACCCCUCGCCCGCCGCCUCACCGGACACCCCACGGGCAUCACCCAUUGCCGCCGUGAACUCAAGCGCAGAAAUACCUUCAAUCUUCAUCUGAGAAAAAUAUCCCUCUUCUGGCUCUCGUUCCAGUACGGCAUUUUCGGUAUCGCAGACAUGUUUACGCUUGUCGGGCUUAUGGAGUUCUUCUACAGCGAGGCGCCAGAGGGGAUGCGGUCGUUGGCCACCUCGUUCUCUUUUCUGACGAUUUCGAUAGGGUAUUUUCUGAGCUCGGCAUUUGUGAAGGCGAUCGACGCAAUGACGGGUAGGAUGGCGGACAAUGGGCAGGGAUGGCUGUAUGGGACAAACUUCAAUGCGAAUCAUGUGGAUAGGUUUUACUGGUUUCUGGCUGUGUUGAGUUGUGUAAACUUUGGGGUUUAUGUUUUAUGUGCUAGGUGGUAUAAGUACAGAAGAGAUGGGCAUGAUGGUGGUGGUGGUGUUGUUGGGAGCGAAGAAGUUGAAAAGAGUAAGGGAGAGAAGCAAGAGAACGGGGGUAGGCAACAAGCUUUGGUUAAGGGAGAGGAAGGAAGUGAUCAAUGAAUUUGAAUAUGGUUGUCAUCGAGAUGUUUAAAUUCAAAGGAAAUAAAUUG